AUGCCCGAUGAGCGAAAGCUAUAUAAAUAUGCAACAUAUUUGAGCAAGUGUUCACGUGAGGCAAUCGAUUACGGGAAGUGUGUUGGGGAGAAAGCUGAAAAAGUGACUCAUUUGAUGUGUCAACGUGAAUUUACAUUGCUGCUAAAUUGUGUGAAGAAACAGUAUAACUCAAAAGUUGAAAUUUAG
This is a messenger RNA of Loa loa (African eye worm), 186 nucleotides long. RefSeq lists its product as hypothetical. Lineage: Eukaryota; Metazoa; Nematoda; Chromadorea; Rhabditida; Onchocercidae. The coding region runs from base 1 to 186 and encodes 61 amino acids. The record is from RefSeq and is a predicted model, not a curated record. Gene Ontology annotation, biological process: mitochondrial respiratory chain complex I assembly. The transcript has 3 exons. Gene Ontology annotation, cellular component: mitochondrion.